CUGUUCCGCCGCGCCCGCCGGUGGCCCGCGCUCCCCGGCCCGGUAUGGCAGCGCCUGCGGGGCGGCGCGGCUCAGAGACUGAGCGGCUCCUGACACCCAGCCCCGGCUAUGGGACCCACGCAGGGGCUUCACCGGCCUCCCUGGAGGAGGAGGACCUCCGCCGCCGUCUCAAGUACUUCUUCAUGAGCCCCUGUGACAAGUUUCGGGCCAAGGGCCGCAAGCCCUUCAAGCUGAUGCUGCAGGUGGUGAAAAUCCUGGUGGUGACAGUGCAGCUUAUCCUGUUUGGGCUCAGCAACCAGCUGGCGGUGACAUUCCGGGAGGAGAACACCAUCGCCUUCCGACACCUCUUCCUUCGGGGCUACUCGGAUGGGGCGGACGACACCCUGGCCGCCUACACUCGGAAGCAGCUGUACCAAUCCAUUUUCCAUGCUGUGGAUCAGUACCUGAUGCUCCCUGAUGUGUCGCUGGGCCGGUACGCGUACGUGUACGGCGGCGGGGGCGGCCCUAGGGCCAACGGCUCGGCCCUGGCCCUCUGCCAGCACUACUACCGUCAUGGCCACGUGGACCCUGCCAAUGACACCUUCAACAUUGACCCAGUGGUCGUCACCGACUGCAUCCAGGUGGACCCCCCGGUGACCCCCGCUGAUGAGCCCACCCUCUCAGAUGACCACUUAAGCUUCAGGAACCUCACACUCAAGUUCCACAAGUACUGCCCGGAGGAGGGGGGGUCAGGGGAGGAUGCCAGGGGCGGGCGUCAGAAGGAUGUCAAUCCUCCAGCGGGGCCCAGACCCCACCCACCUGCUGCCACCCCCGCAGGAGACAACAGCUUCCGGCUGCUGUUCGACGUGGUGGUCUUGCUCACCUGCUCCCUGUCCUUCCUGCUCUGCGCCCGCUCACUGCUCCGAGGCUUCCUGCUGCAGAAUGAGUUUGUGGGGUUCAUGUGGCGGCGGCGGGGACGCACCAUCAACCUUUGGGAGCGGCUGGAGUUCAUCAACGGCUGGUACAUCCUGCUGGUCACCAGCGACGUGCUCACCAUCUCGGGUACCGUCAUGAAGAUCGGCAUCGAAGCCAAGAACCUGGCCAGCUAUGAUGUGUGCAGCAUCCUCCUGGGCACCUCCACGCUGCUCGUCUGGGUUGGCGUCAUCCGCUACUUGACUUUCUUCCACAAGUACAAUAUCCUGAUCGCCACGCUACGUGUGGCCCUGCCCAGUGUCAUGCGCUUCUGCUGCUGUGUGGCCGUCAUCUACCUGGGCUACUGCUUCUGCGGCUGGAUUGUGCUGGGGCCCUACCAUGUGAAGUUCCGCUCGCUGUCCAUGGUGUCCGAGUGCCUGUUCUCGCUCAUCAACGGGGACGACAUGUUUGUGACGUUCGCCGCCAUGCAGGCCCAGCAGGGCCGCAGCAGCCUCGUGUGGCUCUUCUCCCAGCUCUACCUCUACUCCUUCAUCAGCCUCUUCAUCUACAUGGUGCUCAGCCUCUUCAUCGCGCUCAUCACGGGCGCCUACGAGACCAUCAAGCACCCUGGUGCCAACGGUGAGCAGAGUGAGCUCCAGGCCUACAUCGCCCAGUGCCAGGACAGCCCCACGUCUGGCAAGUUCCGUCGAGGGAGCGGCUCAGCCUGCAGCCUCCUCUGCUGCUGUGGCAGGACCGCCUCGGAGGAGCAGUCACUACUGGUGAAUUGAUGGCAAAGACCACCGGCACAGCCACUGGCCCCUUGGCCCCAGACCCAGGGGUCUCCCGCUUAUUUAUUUUUAGGGUUUGCUUUUAAGGACCGGCUCCCUGCUGUGCCUGGGCCAGCUGGGUCAAGGGUUAAAUAAACACGGAAGAAGUGUG
This is a messenger RNA of Echinops telfairi (small Madagascar hedgehog), 1830 nucleotides long. It is a transcript of the gene MCOLN1, whose product is annotated as mucolipin TRP cation channel 1. The transcript has 12 exons. The record is from RefSeq and is a predicted model, not a curated record. NCBI's taxonomy places the organism in Eukaryota, Metazoa, Chordata, Mammalia, Afrosoricida, Tenrecidae. Gene Ontology annotation, cellular component: plasma membrane; lysosomal membrane. Bases 45 to 1679 code for a protein of 544 amino acids. Gene Ontology annotation, molecular function: NAADP-sensitive calcium-release channel activity.